AACUAUUUUUGCCACAGAUGCAGCCUGUUAACCUGAAUGUCUGUAUCAGAGGUUUCAUCUUCUAGAGGUGCAGGUGAUCCCUUGUAUAGCAAAGCUGUCUAUAGCUCGCUGGCCACCUCAACAGUUGUCCCCCAUACCAACCCCUCCCCGCCCUAAAUCUUUCUCAGCCCCGCUCCUGAUGCGCUGCUGAAGGGGGAUUAUCAGGUCACGCUUGGCAUGCCAGGAGUCCGCCUCUUCCCCUGCUCUCCCGGCCGUGGAGCUGGCAGAACCAACGGGCACUCUAUCCUCUCCAACCGAAUCCUUUUACGGCUCCAGCCCUUCUUUCACCUGGUGCCCGGCCAGACUGGCCAUGUAUGGGCACCCUUCGGCCAGUCUGGAAGCCCAAGGGGGGCAAGGUCGUUGCCCAGAAGCCUAAUAUGGGGAGAGAUCAUGGAGGGGAAGGGUUGGCUGAGAGGGAUACAUGUGUUAUAUAUAAAUAAGCUCCAGACGGGACAGCAGCCUGAGCGAGCUGGAGAGCUAGCCACAGCAUCCCUGCACUGCCUGAGACAGACCGGAGCCUGAGAAAGCUAACAUCAUGUGUGACGAUGAAGAGACCACCGCACUUGUCUGCGACAAUGGCUCCGGGCUUGUAAAAGCUGGAUUCGCUGGAGACGAUGCCCCAAGAGCAGUAUUUCCAUCUAUUGUUGGUCGUCCCCGCCACCAGGGUGUCAUGGUUGGUAUGGGUCAAAAAGAUUCCUAUGUAGGUGAUGAGGCUCAGAGCAAGAGAGGUAUCCUGACUCUGAAGUAUCCAAUUGAGCAUGGUAUCAUCACUAACUGGGAUGACAUGGAAAAGAUCUGGCAUCACACCUUCUACAAUGAGUUGCGUGUAGCCCCAGAGGAGCAUCCCACCCUGCUCACUGAAGCUCCUUUGAACCCAAAAGCCAACCGUGAAAAGAUGACCCAAAUCAUGUUUGAGACCUUCAACGUCCCAGCUAUGUAUGUUGCAAUCCAGGCAGUGCUUUCCCUGUAUGCCUCUGGCCGUACCACUGGUAUUGUGCUAGACUCUGGUGAUGGUGUAACACACAACGUCCCAAUUUAUGAAGGUUAUGCUUUGCCACAUGCAAUUAUGCGUCUUGACCUGGCUGGUCGUGACCUGACUGACUACCUUAUGAAGAUCCUGACAGAGCGUGGCUACUCUUUUGUCACUACUGCUGAACGUGAAAUUGUCCGUGACAUCAAGGAAAAGCUGUGCUAUGUAGCACUUGACUUUGAAAAUGAGAUGGCCACAGCUGCCUCCUCCUCAUCUCUGGAGAAGAGCUAUGAAUUGCCUGAUGGACAAGUCAUCACCAUUGGCAAUGAACGUUUCCGUUGCCCAGAAACUCUUUUCCAGCCAUCCUUUAUUGGUAUGGAGUCUGCUGGUAUUCAUGAGACAACCUACAACAGCAUCAUGAAGUGUGAUAUUGACAUCAGGAAGGACUUGUAUGCCAACAAUGUCAUGUCUGGUGGUACUACCAUGUACCCAGGUAUUGCUGACCGUAUGCAGAAAGAGAUCACUGCUCUGGCUCCCAGCACUAUGAAAAUCAAGAUCAUUGCUCCACCUGAGCGUAAGUACUCUGUUUGGAUCGGUGGCUCCAUCUUGGCUUCUUUGUCUACCUUCCAACAGAUGUGGAUCACAAAACAGGAAUAUGAUGAAGCUGGUCCAUCUAUUGUCCACCGCAAAUGCUUCUAAACUUGUUCACUUGAUCCUGUUAUAAUCUUCUGUCUCAGGUUGACAAUGUUCUUUGCUCUGGACUGCAAAAAAUGUCCCAACAACCAUAUUACUUUACAAAUGACAAGGUCUGUCAUUCGUUCCUCAUCUUAUUGUGACCCAAAAAUAUGUAAAGUGUACAUAAAUUAUAAUUUAUUUUAAGAUGUUUUGUAACUUCAAAAACAUUGAAUUAAUGGAAGCAAAGAGAUAUGUCGAAGAACAAUAAAUGAGUCAUGC
Hyla sarda is the source of this 1963-nucleotide messenger RNA. It is a transcript of the gene ACTA1, whose product is annotated as actin alpha 1, skeletal muscle. The record is from RefSeq and is a predicted model, not a curated record. Gene Ontology annotation, cellular component: actin filament; stress fiber; striated muscle thin filament. Gene Ontology annotation, biological process: skeletal muscle thin filament assembly. The transcript has 7 exons. Bases 575 to 1708 code for a protein of 377 amino acids. NCBI's taxonomy places the organism in Eukaryota, Metazoa, Chordata, Amphibia, Anura, Hylidae.